AAACAAUAUAUAUACAUAUAUAUAUAAAUUUCUAUAUACAUCAAAAAAGGCGUGAAGUUUGAAAAGACACAAGGACAAAGACGAGAAAAGCAGACAAGGGAGCAAAGUAGAAGCAGAGAAGCGUAAUCAAAAAACAAGCAAACACACACACACAGAAGCACUCUCACGCACACACACACAUAAGGCAACCGCAGCAGCAACAUGUCAACUGCAUUACAUGAAAGUGGGCGUAACGCCACCUUCUUUUGGCUAGUGUUACUUCUGGUAACCGCAACUGCAUUGCCAGCAUCCAAACUGGAUCGAAAACCCGAGUCACAUCAUUUGCAGAUUGGUGUUGAAGGGGCGAUGCCCACUUUGAUAGUUGCCCAGCAAGAGCAGCAGCAGCAACAGAAACAAUCAUCACCAACACCACCACCACCGCUACCACCAACAACAACAAAAACUACAACAACAAGGACGACAAUGGGUGAUAAUGCUUUAAAUGUAACCAAAGCAAAUUUUGAAUUUAACACCACAACAACCACAUUUCAAACCACCACUGAGCAAACAACAAAGGCAACAACCACUCUGAAGACAACAAAUAUAUAUUCACCGGUGGUGCAUUUGUUGGACUUGGAGCAAACAGUGGCGCCACCUAUCAAUAGUGGACACGAUGGCGAAAAGUUUACACGGAAGAAGCAAUUGCAGCAGGAGAAUUAUCCAACCACCAGACCAACCACUUUUACAACAACCACAAUUGAAAGUGAAAUGGAACGCAUACCAACAAGUCCCACCACUAGCACCACCACCACUCUAGGCACCACCACCACCACCACCACCUCCAUCACUCCUAAGCCCAAACACAAUGGCUACUUGGGUCCAAUUUUUAUGGGUGAGAAAACGUUUAGUGUAUUGCAUCCACUUAAGAAACCCAAACAAGAACCACCCAGCAACGACAACAACAACAACAACAACAAACAUGUGUCAUCAAUUGAAUCGCAAUUACGGAAUGGACGCAUCGUUGAGAUCUUGGCACCGACAGCUUUGUUAGAGCAGAAUACCGCAGACUCGACAAUUGCCCCACCAACUGCACCGCCCGCCUCAUUGGCUGCAUCUUCGUCGUCGUUGAAGCUAUCGACAACGGUUUUUCAAGUGGCUGCCGAUAUGCAGACAAGCACCAGCACCGCAACUAGUGGACCAGCCGAGGAGACGUUGGCCUCCCUCCAAGCCCAAUUGCCGCCGCGUACCGAAUCGAAAAUAUCAGAUAUUCAGAUUGAAGUUUACGAUUCCACGGUCGAUUCGAUUGUUGCCUCAACCAAUUUUCGGGACAAUGAAGGCUACUAUGCCCGGCCAGCUAUGGAUGUGGGAGAGGCGGAAGAAACGGGAAUGGGUGGCACCACUAAGCCACCCACCCAACCGAUGAUUCAAGAGCGUUUCACACAGUAUGUAAUCGAUAGAGCCGAUGUUUCUACUCAACCUGCGGCAGGAUUGGGCAAGCAAGUGCCAGCGGCCAUUGAGAUUCACAUCAAUGUGUCCGAAGCCCUGGGCGGGGAGAGUGAAGAUCUAGAGUUCUCAUAUCGUCAGCCAAGCAAUGCUCCAAAUGAGAAGUCCAGCAAGCUAAGCGAUGAGAUUUUGGUGGUGGAAAUCAUUGACAACGGAGACAACAGCACUGAGAAUUCGGCCAGUGGCAGUGCCGAGCAUAUAAAUCCGAUUUUUACAUUCCGUUCGGAUGCGGCCAUAGCCACACCUCAAGUACGACCACCCCAAUUGCCGCAGGAUGCUCAAGAUGAACUGUUUAUGGCGGAUGUGAAGGGCGAUGUGCCACGACCACCGCCUCCACCACCGCCGCCGCCGCCACGUAAACCCAGUGCCAUUGAUCGUGACUCGGAUACGAUUUUCUACAUUUCCAAUACGGAGGUUAAGGUGGGUGAAUCUCUGCCCACAGUUAGCAGUGCAGGCGCUACUUUGGAGCAGCAGCAACAACGUAAAAUGCAAUUGGAGAAUCAAUUCUUCCCUGCCAACUAUAUGAUGGAGCGAACAUCUGUUGCCACGCCCCGCUAUGAGGAGGAUAUCAUAUUAUCACCCUUGCAUCACAAUGCGGCAGACACCUUGAAGAUCUUUCGCAGUGGCAGCAGCAGCGGCAAUACUGGAGAUGGAGCACCACCUCUCGAUGUCACCUAUGUGGGUGAAUCGGUAAUCGAGGUGGAGCAACAGUCCCCAGCAGCCAGUCAGUCAACCACCAUGAGAUCAUUGCCGAGCAGUAGUUCCCCAAUGCCCGACAUUAUCAUACAGCCAGCAGUUCUACCCGAUUUGGCAAUUGGAGUGCCUGUUAUUGGUGAACUUCCACCACAGAUUGAGCUCAAGGAGAUCGACUAUAUGCCCGGUGAAUUGGGACUCAGUCCAAAUGGCAUUGGGAUCUAUGAGAACGAAAUACAAGGCAAUUCCUUGACCAUGGACACGGAUAGUGAAAGUGAACCGGAUGUCAUCGAAAGCUCCAUACAAUACGGUGGCGAUCUAAUUGAUGACGGAGCUGGUGGUGGUUUCGAUGGCGUCGAGGGUUCCUAUCCCUUUGACAGUCCCGCCCAUCGUAUGCAACAGGCGGUGGCUCCGCACCAUCAUCAUUUGCAUCGAGAAAACGAACCCAUGGCCGAGAUGUUGAAUGCCACUCUACUGCAACACAAUGACAGUGGAGCCGGGGCAUCGGCCAUGGCUCCACUUCUGGCCAAUGGCAGUCAAAUGCCCGAACGUAUGGGCAAUGCAACAGCUUUAUCUGAAGAUCCUUCAAACGAUUUUGAUGGUUUCCUCAAUCUAUUUGCAGUUUCCAUGGGUCUGAUUAUAGUUAUUCUACCCUCGGCUCUGUUGGUCUCAAUGUAUUGUGCUGUUCGUUAUAUGCUAAACAAGAAUACAGCAACGGGUGCCCAAGGCGAUGACAGCGAACAGGGCCAGGACUCGGCUAAAAAUGAGGACAUUUCGAGAAAUGCUCGCGAAACGAAAAUGCACACGGACAAGGAUGGAGUGUUUGUGGUGGAGGUGGCACGUGGCAUCGAUUCGAAACAAAUGCCACCAGACAGUCCUGGUGUGCUGGAGACAACCGAAUUGCCCUUCGAUACCAAGCAGCAGGCGAAUGGAUUGCAUGUGCUCAAUGAGCAAUCGCUGCCACCCAGUCACGAGCAGGUGCAAAUCCAUGCCCCACCCAUAGAUUUUGCCAAUUCACAGCCAGCAUCAGCGAUUGCAUCAAUGGUUGGUGGCACUUCGAGUACUUUGCACUUGAUUGAAGAGGAGGAACAGCAACUGAAUGAUCCCGAAUUAGAGUCAGACCAAAACCUAGAACAAGAGAAAAUCGCACAGACGGGCUUAUCUCAAUCUGAUCUUAGUUCCACAUCGUCGGGUGACUCAAACAAACGUUACACAUAUGGCAACCAGGAGUUGUAUAUUAUUGAGCAGCCGGGCUAUGCAACUAUUUCGCCAACAGCUCAGCCAAUAAUACCGAAUCCAAGUCCACCCACAGAAGAAGUAAGUAACAACAACAACGAAAAGGAGCAAGAACAGCAGCCGGCAGAGGAGGCAGAGCCACAGAUUGAACCUAAACCUGAACCAAAGCCACAGGCAGAGCCACAGAGAGAGUCCCAGCCAGAACUACAGUCAGAGCCACAGUCAGAGCCACAGUUGGAGCCACAGUCAGAGCCACAGUCAGAGCCACAGUCAGAGCCACAGUUAGAGCCACAGUUAGAGCCACAGUCAGAGACGCAGACUGAGACAUUGGAAAAUAUUGCUGUACCCCCAGCAGCAUUUGGUAAUUAUCAUCAAGCUGAUGAGACUGAUGACAAGGGUGACCUAAAGCAGGAGGAAAAUACCUAUGAUAGCCUAAUGAGUUUGCCGGCUCCGCCAUCCACAGAGGAAAUCAAAGAGCUAAACGAUUUUACGCUCAUCGAAUCGAAUCAAUUGGAUUCGUUGCCCCCACCACCGCCACCACCGCCACCACCACCAACCGAUGCUAAUGGCAAUGGACAUGCUAAAACCGAAGAACAAUUCGAUGCGGAAGCAGGAGCCACCAUUGGCAAUGGCAAUGGUAAUGAUAAUGCUACCAGCAAGGUCGUUGUCCCAGUUGCCUCCGUCUCUGUUUGCGUCACUCAGCCAAGCGAUGAGCCAACCACUUUAACGCCCCCCGCCUCGCCGCCAGCAACACCGCCGCCACAACCACCAGCGACCAUCUAUGGCAGCGGCAAUGGUCAGCUCACCAAUGGCAUCAUUCAUCCUAUGCCAGUUGAUGUCAAUGGAAGUUAAGAAGCAACUGGGUAAGCCAAAAAAGAAACCAAUAAAAAUAUAAACAAAAUAAUAAGCAAGCCUGUCGAGGGGACUACGACUCUCAAGCUCACACACACACACACACACACACAAACAAAUACACACAGGUGAUUUUAGGGAAUUGAUUUCCCAUUUCCCUAAUCUUAAGGAACUCAUCUAAGCCAAUGGAAAAUCUAAUCUGAUGUAAUCCUUUGAAAAAGACAUAGAAGGGUUCUUUUAAGUAAUUUACAACAAAUCCUGUAUGUGUGUGUGCGUGUGCAUGUGUGUGUAUGCACUUCCCCUCCAUGUUACUUGGAUCGAUAUCUCGAAGAGAUGCAGAACAUCUUCUUAGUCAUAUAUGUAAGUUUAUUCUUAGGAUACGAAGUACACCUAAAUAACCCAACAUUUUUCCCACUUAACUGUUUGUUGAAAGCCAAAAACACAAAAAAAAAACACAAAAAAAAUA
Messenger RNA from Drosophila willistoni, 4729 nucleotides. RefSeq lists its product as uncharacterized. NCBI's taxonomy places the organism in Eukaryota, Metazoa, Arthropoda, Insecta, Diptera, Drosophilidae. The record is from RefSeq and is a predicted model, not a curated record. The transcript is spliced from 4 exons. The coding region runs from base 202 to 4263 and encodes 1353 amino acids.